Messenger RNA from Athene cunicularia (burrowing owl), 1847 nucleotides. RefSeq names its product sideroflexin 3 (gene SFXN3). The transcript has 10 exons. Gene Ontology annotation, molecular function: monoatomic ion transmembrane transporter activity. The record is from RefSeq and is a predicted model, not a curated record. Gene Ontology annotation, cellular component: mitochondrial inner membrane. Bases 1 to 969 code for a protein of 322 amino acids. Lineage: Eukaryota; Metazoa; Chordata; Aves; Strigiformes; Strigidae. Gene Ontology annotation, biological process: monoatomic ion transport; serine import into mitochondrion.
AUGCCACCGUCCCUGCCUGCCACCAUCAACAUCCGGGAGCCCCGCUGGGACCAGAGCACUUUCCAGGGCCGGGCCAAGCACUUCUUCAUGGUGACCGACCCCCGAAACCUGCUGCUCUCGGGGGCCACACUGGAGGAGGCCCGCCGGGUGGUGGAGGACUACAGGGCGGGCACGGUACCCCCGGGGCUGACGGAGGACCAGCUUUGGCGGGCGAAGUACAUCUAUGACUCAGCUUUCCACCCCGACACGGGGGAGAAGAUGAUCCUCGUGGGACGCAUGUCUGCUCAGGUCCCCAUGAACAUGACCAUCACUGGUUGCAUGCUGACCUUCUACAGAACCACGCCGGCCGUGCUCUUCUGGCAGUGGGUCAACCAGUCCUUCAAUGCUAUUGUCAACUACACCAACCGGAGCGGGGAUGCACCCAUCACCCCCAGCCAGCUGGGGACUGCCUAUGUGAGUGCAACCACGGGGGCGGUUGUCACAGCGCUGGGGCUCAAAUCGCUCACCAAGCACUUGCCAGCCAUCAUUGGCCGGUAUGUACCUUUCGCGGCCGUGGCUGCUGCCAACUGCAUCAACAUCCCGCUGAUGAGGCAGAGAGAGCUCAAGCUGGGGAUCCCUGUCACUGAUGAGAAUGGGAAUCGCCUGGGCGAGUCCACAGCCGCAGCCCAGAAAGCCAUUUUCCAGGUGGUAGUGUCCCGCAUUGGCAUGGCAGCUCCGGCCAUGGCCAUCCCCCCAGUGAUCAUGAACGCACUGGAGAAGAGAGCUUUCCUGAAGCGGUACCCGUACCUGAAUGCUCCUCUGCAGGUCGGCCUGGUGGGACUCUGCUUGGUGUUCGCAACCCCACUGUGCUGCGCACUCUUCCCGCAGAAAAGCUCGAUGCAUGUGAGCCGCCUGGAGCCUGAAGUCCAAGCUCGGAUCCGGGAGAAAGACCCGGGGCUGGAGACCGUCUACUUCAACAAAGGGCUCUGAACAGGGGGCCUGGGGCGGCUGAGGCGUGUGCCACAGAGCUGCUGGGCUGGCACACCGCUGAGCUUCACCCCUCGGAACCCCUUGGGGCUGCCGCCGAUUUUCCUUGGCCGUUGCGUGUCCGUAGGUCCCAGGUGCUCAUCCCUGUUUCCCAGGAUGCCCACAGCCAUGCAGCACUGCACUGAACCCCAUCCCCGUGCCUGGGCUUAGCCCCGCUCUGGGGAGCUUGUGGCUGGCACCCUGGUGCCUUUCUCCUGUGCUCACCCUGUGUGCAGCGCACUGGGGUGCAUGGGCAGCGGCACCAGGAACCCUGCAAGUGGGGAUGUGGGGUGGGGAAGGAAACGGUGCUCCCCAGCUUUAGGAGGCACAGACAAUCAUGGUGUUCGAGGGUUGAACCCCUCUGCAGUCACCCCAUGUUCCCUGGUGGUUCAGCAGAUGGUGCCUGGAGAUGGCAGAGCAGCUUUUGGAGAGGAAAACUCCCCAUAUCCAAAAUAGCCGCGAGUGAGUGAUUUCAAGCACGCAGUGGCUCAUACCCAGGGGGGGCUCUCCCAGCCCAGUCGUGUGCUCUCAGCUCACCCCUCUGCUCUUCUGGGCUGCUCUGGGGAUUUAAUCUGGUUUUCUGCUCCUUCCAUCCCCAGAGCAAAUGGCACAUUUUAAUCCCAGCAUAGAGUCCUCCUUUUUAUUCUCAUUUUAAUGCCAUCUCUGUUCAGGGCUGGGCUCCCCCUGAAGGUUCACUACCCCCUCCUGGAGUGCUUGCUUUCAGGUGAACCUUCUCAGAUAGCUUUAAGUGCACCGUGGUUUCCUCUAGUUAUUUUUGAUAUACAUAUAAUGUACCUAUAUAUACCAAAUAAUAAAGGCAGGUUGUUUAUACAAAACCAAAA